Molecule: messenger RNA, 2487 nt
Organism: Brugia malayi
Lineage: Eukaryota; Metazoa; Nematoda; Chromadorea; Rhabditida; Onchocercidae
Exons: 17
Coding region: 1-2487 (828 amino acids)
Biological process (GO): phosphatidylinositol dephosphorylation; regulation of endocytic recycling
Cellular component (GO): early endosome; clathrin-coated endocytic vesicle
Molecular function (GO): phosphatidylinositol-4-phosphate phosphatase activity
Source: RefSeq, a predicted model, not a curated record
AUGAAACUGUCAGCUUCCUCAGUAGAAGAAUCUGUUGAUGCUAUUGAAUUAGGCGAGUUCGUUGCUUUUAUCGGAAAAAUUCUGGUGGGAAACGAGUGUUAUCUGCUGGUUGUUGUUGAAUGCACCCCGGUAGCUACAUAUCCUUGUACGAAUGAUACAAUCAAUCAUAUUGAUAGGGUGGUUGCGAUACCAGUGGAAAAAGAUGGCCUGCCUUGUAAGCCAGUCAUAUCUCCGUCAAAAUUGGAAAAGAUUAAAAUUUCACGGAAAAAGGUAAUGCAUUUUAUUACGGGGAAAGGGAAUUCGAUUCGAUUGAUCGACGAAAUUCUGCAGCUUUUUAAUGGUGGUGAUUUCUAUAUUUGUUUCAAAAGAGAUAUCACAUUAAAUACCCAAAGUAACUUUUCCACAAGACAUACGAAUAAGUGGUUCUUUUGGAAUUAUGCAUUACUUUCUGAUCUCUUUAACGAUGAGGGCUUUCCUCAUCCAGGAACUGAAGAAUGGAUCAUUCCAGUAUGUCAAGGCUUUGUCGCUGAAAGAGAGGUAUCAGUUGAGGCUGAAACCAAGUUGGUAAUAACACUGAUAUCAAGGCGAUCUAUAAAUUGUGCUGGUGUACGGUAUCUGAAACGGGGUGUCGAUGGAGAUGGUGAUGUUGCUAAUUUCGUGGAAACCGAAGUAGUGCUAACAAUUUUUGGCCAUUGUCUCUCUUAUGUCCAAAUACGAGGAUCUGUUCCAGUUUUUUGGACUCAACAAGGAUAUCGUUAUCGUCCACCACUAGUGAUAAGUAAAACGUUCGCUGAUUCUUACCCAGCUUUCAAUAAGCAUGUUACGAAAAUGAUAGAAACUUAUGGCGCACCUUUAACUAUUGUUAAUUUAGUGGAGCAAAGAGGAAGAGAAAUGCAGCUUUCGGUGAGCUUUCUGCAGCAUAUCCUUCACAUGAAUUCGCCAAACGUUGCUUAUUUUACAUACGAUUUUCAUUUUCGUUGUCGAGGACUUCGCUUUCAUAAGGUUGCGGAUUUGAUCUCAGCACUGACUGAGCAAAUUUCUGCUAUAGGUUUUUGUUGGGUUGAUAAAUGUGGUGAAAUAGUACGCCAGCAGCAAGGUGUUAUCCGAACAAAUUGCGUAGAUUGUCUGGAUAGGACCAAUGUCGUACAGUGUGCAGUAUCGCAAGCGCUAUGCCUAGUCCAGGCACAGAAACUCGGCAUUGUUGGCCCUCAAACGAAUGCUCCGCUUGAACUUAUUCAAGCGUUACAAACGAUGUGGGCUGAUAAUGGUGACGCUAUUUCAAGGCAGUAUGCUGGUACCGAUGCCUUGAAAGGAGAUAUAACUCGAAACGGUCAAAGGAAUUUGGUGGGUAUGGUUAAGGACGGAUAUAAUUCAGCUUCACGGUACUAUUUGUCUCACAUGAGGGAUGCACAGCGGCAACUUGCAGUUGAUACUCUCCUGGGGAUGUCUUUGGAUGCAGGCGAAACACAAGGUGAACAGUUUGAGGGUGAAGAUGAAGAAGUUGAAAGUAUAGGUCGACUGGUCCGCGAAGCAAUUCUUUUUAUCCUUCCUGAGAAAGAGAUACUCGUUGGUGGAUGGGCCUUAGUUGAAGGAUCAAAUAGUACUGAUCAAAUUGAUAGCGUAUUGGUAUUGACAAAAACGGCUGUUAUAAUUGCUUCAUAUGACGAUGAUACGAAACUCUCGGAUGUGAAGCAUAUCGAUUUCGAUGAAAUUAGCGGUUUAGAGUAUGGUCACCUGGGCAAGUCAUCACGAACUCAUCUAAGAUUAUGUUCAAAAUCAGGUGAAUUAUUCACCUGGCGAGCAGCAAAAACUCGUUUGUUUAACAAUGUUGCAAUUCAACUCAGGGCAGAAGACGAAGCGGAUGAGUAUAUUCAGGCAAUUGGCGAACAGAUAAAGGUGACUAUGUCAUUGGCUGGAUAUAUUAUCAGCUUUUCUUAUGUUCCAGUAUUGAGCAAGCCUGAAACAACCGAUAAAAACAAAAGAAGAAUGAUGAAUAUGGUGGCAUCGGUUUUCCGAUCGCGAAGUGAUUGCUCUAUGAGAUCACAGUUUGAACACACUACUUUCUCGAGGUUGGGUGAUCUCACUGAUGAUGUGAUAACUUCCCGUGUGGAGAAAGGUAUACGCGUUGUAGACGAUAUGAUUUCAAUCAUGAGUACCUCACCUGGCGAGUCUACUACAGUUUCUGUAGAGUCUGGGAAUUCCAAAUCGAAUGGGAAAAGAGAGGACCGAUUACAAGAAAAACAGAACAAUAACAAAAACUUGCUUAAAAUAUCACACAUAUGUUCUUCGAAGUCUGAUGAUCAUUUAACCGGCAAAACGGAUGAUUUCAUUUCGCUGCUCCAAAAAUUUAAAUUGGCUACUUCAAGGAGUAGUUAUGCUGUGACUGCGAAUGUUUCUAACUUUCAGGCAGUAGAUUUUUCGAAUAAUGUUUUUUCAAAGUAUAGGCAACAAAUUCUCGACUCAAAAUCACGUAUAAUAUUGUUAUAA